This is a messenger RNA of Haliotis rufescens (red abalone), 2575 nucleotides long. RefSeq names its product glutathione peroxidase 2-like. Bases 1093 to 1728 code for a protein of 211 amino acids. Gene Ontology annotation, molecular function: glutathione peroxidase activity. Gene Ontology annotation, biological process: response to oxidative stress. The transcript has 2 exons. The record is from RefSeq and is a predicted model, not a curated record. Lineage: Eukaryota; Metazoa; Mollusca; Gastropoda; Lepetellida; Haliotidae.
UGUUUCGGAUCACAUCUUUAGUUUGGGACAAAUACCCAUCUUCUGCACAAAGAAAGUACGAAAGCAAACAGGAGAGACACAGUGAACAACAACCUUUCCUACUUACUUUCGAAGAAAUGUAUUCCAACACGCCAUAGCAAUAAGGCUCCCUGCAAUAGCCCAGUAGUUGAAAUGUUCAAAUGUAACGCCGAAGUCCUGGUUUCGAAUUCGAUUCCCCACAUGGUUAUAAUAUGUGAAGCCCAUUUCUGAUGUCCCUUGCUGGAUAUUGUUAGGAGCGGCGUCAAACUAUACUCACUCAUAUCAAUAAUGUCUGAUUUGUCCAAUUAAUGAAGAAACCAAUAAUCAAAUUUUUCAAUAAAAAAAAUAAAAAUGAAACAUGCAGUGUAACAGUAACCGGGUGACCUAGUGACCUGGUGACUCGCUUUUACCAACUACCGGACUUACUAAUUCUACCUUCAUUGAUGCAUUCCUUUCCACCAGUUCCAUCCAACAAAAGAAGGGCGACAUAUGCACAAUACGAGCUAUUGUUUAUUUACGAGCGUCUACACAAUAAAUCUGCAUGAACAUAAAGCGUGUUGUAUAGUACACGAAUUCUGGUGAGACAUGACGUAGAUUCCCGUCCCGUGGAGAUCCUAUGAUAAAGCCUGGGGCAGAAAUUUACAGAAUGCGUUCACUGAAUAGCGAUCAAAAGCCGCGGAGCUAAGUGAUAGAGGGUUGACGCGCACAAUAGAUAAAUACUUUCGCCUACAAAGCAACGCGUUGUCUAUUGAGACACAAAAACUGUACAGGUACAUUCUCACCAGUAGCAAAUCGCCGAACUGUGUGGCAAUGAUUAAUCGUUCAGGGGGUCUACUUGAAGGGUAUCUACCCAACGCUGUGUUGACUAAACCUCACGUUAAGAUAGCUAUCACAAGAGGGACGUCGGUUUCGGCUGGGGGAAGAGUUGCUAACAGAGAAAGGAUAUCGACUCGUAAUUACUUUUUAUACCUUUGGAUUUUGGUUGAUUGGUGUGGAUUUUCUACCUCCUUGAAACGUUUACCCAUUGCGGGUGUCCCCUCGACGUGGUGAAUGGGUGAGUAGAGUUCUGGCUCUAUGAUGAGUAACCAUCCGGUUGUCAAGCUGGGUCCUGUCUCAUCUAUUUCAUCCUUCUACGAGCUGUCGGCGCCUCUCAUUGACGGGCGAGUGGACCAGUUUAAGGGGUUUGAGGGGCGGCUGACGUUGGUUGUCAACAUCGCGACUGCUGACUUCAACACAAGGAACGAACUUAAACAGCUGAAUGAACUGUUGUCUGCAUACUCUUCUAAAGGACUCAACAUCUUCGCCUUCCCAUGUAACCAGUUUGACGGUGAACCUUAUGAAAACGAUGAAAUAUUACCCAUCAUGCACUACGUUCGUCCCGGGGGAAAGUUUGAGCCUCGUUUUAAAAUCUUUGCUAAGUGCGAAGUUAACGGUAUGAAGGCUUCGCCUCUGUUUGAGUAUCUGAGGAUGAAAUUGCCUCGACCUGACAAUGAUGAUGACAUCAUAAUAUCACGUGAGAAACAGGUGCCAUGGACGCCUGUAAAACGUCAAGACAUUGGCUGGAACUAUGAGAAGUUUUUAAUCAACUAUGACGGCCAGCCAGUCAGGCGGUACACGCACAAGGCUGAUAUAGAGCUAAUUAAAAAGGAUAUUGAGCAUUUCCAGAAGAAAAUACCAAGGACAGUCCGGGAACAGCACGGGCUGCAUUGAACAACGCUAUGUUAUUAUAAUAUAUGCCGCGAAAACAACACCUACAUCUCAGAAACUUGCCGAAAUAGCAUUGUUAGUCCCCUCGGCCUCGUUUCAGAACUUGAACGUAGGAAUAUGCGACUUUAAGUCGAUGUUAAGAUAUUUACGACAGCCCAAUCUUUGUGUCUCACAGAACAUGUCAAAGCAGUUUACGAGGCUAUAUUGUGCGGUAAGUGUAAGAAAGUAAUUAUCUGAUUUCCAAAAGUUCGCGGAUUUGAAUUAAUUCCGCUAGACUUAUUAUUUGUUUUUGACGUUAUUCGGAAUGUUUCUCAGUUAAGUAAAAUGCAUUAAGAACUGUUUAACAACCCCUUAACUUGAGUCCACUCAAGUGACGGGCGGCGGCCAAUGUGACAUAGGGGGUGGGGAGGAGGGGGCAGAGGGCAAGUCGUCUGAGAGUUCGUUGUUCUGGCAAGAGAAACAAGAAAUGAAAGACGUGUUUCGGUCCAAUUUUCUCUCAGAGUCAUAAAUUCUGUUGUCAGAAGGAGGUAGGUCGCUAUGAACCACGGCGGUUCCCAAAACUUACGAUGGAUCGGACAAACCGGAACUUAUAGUGUCAGCAUCGAACCACCAGGUAAUAAAUCCACACAUGCAUUCUAGGACAUUAUUCUAUUGUGUGCUGUUUAGAGAGAUGUGCCUGUUGAAAGAAAGAAUUCGACAAUUGUCGCUGAUGGUCCAAUAAAUGUCAUAUUAUCAAAUGGGUAUACCGUUUAACCAAUGUCUUCUGUCAAUAUGAAUACACAUGUAUAAAUGACUGUGUUCCGUGGCUUAGAUGCAGUGUAAAUUAUGUGAAUAAAUAUUUAUCAAAAGA